Molecule: messenger RNA, 503 nt
Organism: Vitis vinifera (wine grape)
Lineage: Eukaryota; Viridiplantae; Streptophyta; Magnoliopsida; Vitales; Vitaceae
Exons: 5
Coding region: 9-503 (164 amino acids)
Biological process (GO): protein desumoylation
Cellular component (GO): nucleus
Molecular function (GO): deSUMOylase activity
Source: RefSeq, a predicted model, not a curated record
UGAAUGGUAUGGAUAAAGAAAAUAGGAAGCAUUUCUUAUCUCCAAACUUUGUGUCUGAUGUGGAAAAGAAGAGGGGUUCCUUAUCUCCAAAAUACAUAUGUGACAAUUUAUGGAAAUAUUUCAAAAAUACUCGGUUGUGCACAUAUGAACAGUUGUUCAUACCAAUAUGCAGGAAAAAUCAUUGGUAUUUAAUAAUUUUGAAUAUUCAUGCGAAAAGAAUCAAGUUAUUGGAUUCAUUAAUUGAUGGAAGGAAAAAACGGAUGGAUGCCUUCAUAGAGAAACUGGUGAACGUUUUGUCAACUGUCAUUGGGAUUCAAGAAAGAAGACCAUCAGUGGACAUGACAGAAUUUGAAUUUGUUGUUCCAGAAGUUGUCCAACAAUUGAAUCCAACAGAUUGUGGCAUAUUUGUAAUGAAGUUUAUGCAAUUAUGGAGUAACGAUGGAAUUUCUCGUGCAAUUACAAAUGUAUUAUAUUCUGUGAUUCAAAACAAAGAAGAGGGUUAG